Spinacia oleracea (spinach) is the source of this 1779-nucleotide messenger RNA. RefSeq names its product MLO-like protein 15. The record is from RefSeq and is a predicted model, not a curated record. NCBI's taxonomy places the organism in Eukaryota, Viridiplantae, Streptophyta, Magnoliopsida, Caryophyllales, Amaranthaceae. Gene Ontology annotation, cellular component: membrane. Gene Ontology annotation, biological process: defense response. The transcript is spliced from 12 exons. Bases 322 to 1512 code for a protein of 396 amino acids.
CCUCGUUUGAGUCUACCCCGUCAUGGAUCAUUGGGACAGUGGUUUUUCUAAUGGUUGCAGUUUCUUGGGCCAUGGAAAAAUUUCUCGGUUUCCUUGGUCAGGCAAGUAUCCCUAUCCCCUCCCUCAGACCUUAGACCCAGCAAUUUUUUUCUGUUGGAAAACUAAAACAAGAAAACAUGAUUGCAGAGGUUGAAAAAGAAAGAAAAGAAACCACUUUAUGAGGCCUUGCAGAAGAUCAAAGAAGGUGAUCAAACAACUUCUAGCUCCUUGUUUGCUUCUUUUUCCUCACAAUUACGCUCUGACACUUCUCCUGCAGAGUUAAUGCUAUUGGGAUUCGUAUCUCUGUUGCUAGCUGUGUUUCAAGAUGAGAUUGCAAGUAAGUGCAUACCAGAAAAUAUGGCAAAGAAGUGGAUUCCUUGUCAUUAUGACAAGUCAACCAGUAAAGCUACCUCCCAUUUGCAGAUCUCUCUAUUUUCCAAUGUUGGACGCCGCCUUUUAGCUGAAGAGGUUGCCGCUUCUUCCUGCCCAACGGGAAAGGCUCCUUUUGUAUCUGUUGGUGUACUUCAUCACCUUCAUUACCUUAUCUUUAUAUUAGCAAUUGUUCAUGUGGUGAGCUGCACAGUCACAGUUCUCCUGGGAGAAGUGAAGAUAAGUCAGUGGCGGAAGUGGGAGGAAUCUAUAAGAAAGCAGAUUGAUUUUAACAACGAUAGUAACAGGAUCAUAGAUGUCAGAAGCCUCACAUUUAUUAAGGAGCGGUUUGAAGGUGUUGAUGCUGAGAAACGGAAUUAUAUUAUGUCAUUCUUCAAGCACCUUUCUGGGAUUGUAACGAAAGCAGAUUACACAGCAAUGAGAUUGGGCUUCAUUUUGACACAUUGCAACGCGAAUCAGAGAUUUAACUUUCACAAGUACAUGGUGUAUGCCUAUGAAGCUGAUUUUCAGAAAGUUGUCUCAAUUAGUUGGUUCCUUUGGAUUUUUGUUGUUAUUUCCUUGACACUCAAUGUAGCAAGUUGGAAUAUAUAUCUUUGGAUAUCAAUCAUCCCCCUAAUUCUCCUACUUGUUGUUGGCACCAAACUGGAACAAGUCAUCACAGAGUUGGCUGUCUAUGUAGCUCAAAGACAUACCGUGAUUGUUGGAGAAGUAAGAAUUCAACCAUCAGAUGAGUAUUUUUGGUUCAGCAAACCCAAAUUUGUCCUCUGCUUGAUUCAUGUGAUUCUAUUCCUGAAUUCAUUUGGGUUUGCAGUUUUUUUCUGGACACUGCUUAAAUUCGGUUUCCACUCAUGUGUCAUGGGUGAAGCAAAAUAUGUGAUUGUAAGAAUAAUUGUAAUGGUGGUUGUUCAAACUAUUUGCAGUUACAGCACUCUACCACUGUAUGCAAUAGUGACACAGAUGGGAAGUUCUUACAAUGAGGAGGCGAUGAAAAGGCAUGGCUAUGUUUCUAGCAACCGCGUCACAGAAGACAGGAUUCUUCAAGGACCAAAUGCAACAACAUCAGUUGAGAUGACAAAUCAGUAGGGAGGACUAUACAGUUUUUGAAAUGCAAAAGAAGAGAAAUUUGUCGGUUGUAAUAAUUGAUCAAACCAAUAAGCAUCUAGAGAAAAGUAACAAACACACAAACACACAAGACUAUAGAUAUAUAAGGCAAUGACAACUAAUUCAAAGAUUUCUCAUUUUGAUUCUAGUUGCUGAACCUCCUAGAUAGUCAGACUAUAUAGUUGGAUUUUUGUGUCUUGUCUGGUAAGAAGUUUCAGAAUUUAGAAGAAUUUUCCUAGUUUUCUUGGA